This is a messenger RNA of Neodiprion virginianus, 6816 nucleotides long. RefSeq names its product protein pangolin, isoforms A/H/I/S. NCBI's taxonomy places the organism in Eukaryota, Metazoa, Arthropoda, Insecta, Hymenoptera, Diprionidae. The transcript has 12 exons. Bases 1526 to 3217 code for a protein of 563 amino acids. Gene Ontology annotation, molecular function: DNA-binding transcription factor activity, RNA polymerase II-specific; RNA polymerase II cis-regulatory region sequence-specific DNA binding. The record is from RefSeq and is a predicted model, not a curated record. Gene Ontology annotation, biological process: regulation of transcription by RNA polymerase II; canonical Wnt signaling pathway. Gene Ontology annotation, cellular component: beta-catenin-TCF complex.
UCGGCAGCCUCGCAGUUAGCACCGAGCAGCCAUCAAGCUUACUUGGGGCCGUCUAAACACGUCGGUGUUUACAUAUACCGCGGUGGUAUGAUGGCCGUCCGCGUGUUUAUUAACCCCGUUAUUAUUCUACACCACGAUCACCCGCUGCUGCUGCUCCUCGAUCACUCUACGCGGCCGCCACGCGGUGGUGCAGUUUUUAGGCGCUGCGCGCUCCAUGCUCGCGUGUAAAAAAACACACGACACGCACGCACGCACGCACACUCGACACACACGCAAACACGUACAUAAAUACAUACAUACAUACGCUCACCCACCCACAUUUUGUAUAUAUAUAUAUAUAUCCACACGUAUAUACCAUAUAUACAUACACGAAACGCAACGACAUACACCCACCCACGUAUCACAUGUACAUGUAUGUAUAUACAGUUCGACGUGUGUGUAUACAAGUCUCCUGUGUAUAUAAUAUGUAAUAGUAUAUUGCAUGUAUACAUGCACACGUGUGCAGUGCGCGUACACGCUCGUUGAGUAAACUGGAUUUAACGCGGCAGUUGCACUGAUAAUAAUCGUUACAAUAACAAUAAUAAUAAUAAUAACGACAACAACAACAACAACAACAACAAUAACAAUCAAGUUGACAAGUUUCUUAAUGAAUUUCUAACGGUCGGUUUUUAUUUUCUUUUCUUUCCUCGUUCUUUAUUCUUCCCAUAUCUCUAUCUCUCCUCGACGUCGUGGUCGUUGUUGUUGUUGAUGACCCCCCCCCCCCAUCGUGCAUCGUCUGUCUACCGACCUGUUUUAACACUGUGAAUAAUUAAUUAUUCUGUGCCCGCGUGUGCCUGUGUGUCAUCGUCAUCGUUUCACCAUCAUCAUCAUCUUCGUCGACGUCUCUUGUACAACGUAGUUUUGUUUUUGACAGAGAAAAAUGAAUAAUUAAUAAAAGUAAGAAGGAAAUUCGUCGUCGAACGAGUUUUGUGAACGAAAAGAAAAACAAAUGCAGAAAGGACGUGGGAGGAGAAUAGUUGUGACCAAUAAGUUUUUCGUUACUUUUAAUUUAAAUUCUUUCGUUUUUUCCCGUUAGUCAUACCAUAAAAAUGCGCGUAUGUGAUUUUACGCUAAUAAUGUCGUCACGGUGUGAAGUGUGAAGAAGAAGAAGAAAAAGAAGAAGAGGAAGAUAACGAGAGGAAGAAGGAUAUUGAUUCGAUACAUGUACAAGAAUUGGCGCAUUAAUACAAAGUGUGUGGUGAUCCUGUUUUGUUUCGUUUUGUUUUGUUUAUUUCGGUUUAUUAUCCCUCGGAGAGCAGUGGUGUCGGUUAAUAAUCGUGCUCCUGCCGUCGCCUAUUCUCUAUUCACGGGGAAAUAAGGAAGCAGAGGCGGGCAUUGAGUUCGGCGAAACGUCGAGACAAAGCCGGACUCUCGCCUCCUGAAGCCGACGCCGCGGACGCCGACGCCGAUAACGAGAGGACGGGAUAAAAGACAAUCGGAGAUCGGCCGAUCGGAGGCUCGAGCUAAUCGUAAGCCGAGCGCAAUAAUGCCGCACGUCAGCAGCAGCGGCGGUGGCGAUGAUCUCGGAAGCAAGGACGAGGUCAAAAUUUUCAAGGAUGAGGGCGAGGACGAGAAACGAUCCUCGGAGAACCUCACCGAGGAGAAGAGCUCCCUUAUCGACCUCACAGAGUCGGAGGAAAAAGGAUCACUCUCCGGAGGCAGCUACUCGACGGGAAAGACGACGGCCAGGUCGGACCUCAGCCCCGUUUACGGAAAGGUGGACCCUACUCCUCAUACCUCAUCGUUCAACAUGGGCUACCUCGUAUCACCGUACUCUUACCCAAACGGCGCUGGAGGACACAUCCCCGUCUCUAUGGCGAGCAAGAUGGGCCUGGCCGGCACUCACCCGAGUGGUCUACCCUUCUUUUGCCCGAACGGUGAUCACCUGUCUCAGCCACCCCCGGCGCACAUGGGAAUUCCACCCUAUGGCACGCUGGACGUGAGCAAAGCGGCCGCGGCCGGUCUGGCAAGGGCGCCGAUAUACCCCUUUCCGACUGGCCAAUACUCGUACCCGAUGCUCAGCCCGGAAAUGACGCAAGUCGCCGCAUCCUGGCACACCCCGAGCAUGUAUCCCAUAUCUCCUGCCAGCGCUGGAUUUCGGAGUCCCUAUCCAACGGGAUUACCGAUCACCAGUUCAAGCUUACCAAGCGAGCUGUACAGAUUUUCACCAACCGGCCUCAUGCCUCCACAUCCUGGACUCAGUCCGCACGCACACGCGUUGGCCUCACAUCCGCUGGUCUCUUCUGCCCCGAAGCCGGACCAUUCUACCUUGGAUCACAAUCACAGGUCUACGAUAGAUCAGAAAAAUUCUACGUCUUUAGCAACAGAUAACACAAAAAAUCAAGACACGGGUCAACAGAAUAAUCAAGAUAAAAAGAAACCCCAUAUAAAAAAACCACUCAACGCGUUCAUGCUCUACAUGAAGGAGAUGAGGGCGAAGGUUGUAGCCGAGUGUACGUUAAAGGAGAGCGCUGCUAUUAAUCAAAUAUUGGGAAGACGAUGGCACUCGCUAAGUCGGGAGGAGCAGGCGAGGUAUUAUGAGGCUGCCAGACAGGAGCGCCAUCUUCACCAACAGCGCUACCCUGGCUGGAGCGCGAGGGAUAACUACGGAUAUGGAAGCAAGAAGAAGAAGAGGAAGAAAGAGCGCUCCGCAGAUCCCACCGGAGGUAAUAACAUGAAGAAAUGUCGUGCCAGGUACGGACUAGACCAACAAAGUCAAUGGUGUAAACCUUGCAGACGUAAGAAGAAAUGUAUCAGGUAUAUGGGGGAGGGAGGAGAUGGCGAUGGCGACGGUGACGGAGAUGGGGACGGAGAUGACGAUCAUUCGGAGGACAACCUGGGCAGCGUAGGGGAAGCGGGCACUCCUGAAGAAGAUGAGUCGCUGAGCAGUCCCGGAGGACUUUCGGCUCUUUCUAGUCUGGCCAGCCCGUCGCUGGUAUUGCCUUCGCCUUCGAGCUUAGCCAGCCCGUGUCCGUGUCCCUUAACGCCUCCGGUGCCUCCUCCGCCUCUGCCUCAGAUUCAAGCUCAGCCAGCGCCUCCUCAUCGGAACCCGGUUGGCACCAAUCCCCAUGACAUCAACAAUCCGCUCAGUGUGAACCAACUGACAGGACAGUGUAUAAAAAGUGAUGUGGGACCUGCCCCCUCGGGCCCAUCUAAUCCUGCUAUCAGUGUCACGUAGCCCUGGGCAGCCCCAAGUGACAAAACUAUAAUAUUCGGUGUCAUCGGGGUUCAACUACGUUUAAGUUCAGAAAGGCUGGAUAAUCGUAACGUUUGAAACUAGCUUGUUUUUUUCCUUAAAACACUUACGAUUUCUUUGCUUUCCGCGUUUACCUUCUUGCUUUUGCUAAUGGUCAAAGAGAUGGAUUGGAAAAGCAUGAAUAAGUCGAAAAAAUGAAGUCAUUUGACGAACCAGUUUAAAAAUAAUGCAUUGAAAAUAUUCUUUUCAUUCGGGCGGCGCAAUAAUGUGUUGAUUUUGCAAAAAUUCAAUUUACAAGGAAGAGAGGAGGUGGUGUUAACAUUUACGCCGCCUCUUGGCCAGUAUACCGUAUACUGGCUAAGCUAUAGUCAAAUAAAUAUAAACGUCGGUUAUUUGAAUAUACAUUAAAAUCACUGGCAGUCUAAAAAUUAAAUUGAACUUCUGGUAUGCUAGAAAUGAAAAAGUACUAAUCGAUCCAGUCCGUUUUUCCUUUCAGCCUCUGAAUUAGAAAAUUUCACUUCUUGUUUGUCGCAAAAUUUCGUCUGUAAAAUAUUUCGUUUCUACUCAGCUCUGACUUCACUUUUACCCAAUAUUUUUGAACAUUUCAAAGUAAAUGAGUAGUAAGUUGGAAAAAAACAUGAUGACGAAUAAUUAUUUGGAAAUAUGUGUCCAAUAUAGUUUUGAAACACUUAUAAUUAUCCAGCCUUUUGCAAAUAUCCACUUGUAAAGACAGUGUCUAAACAACCAAACACACACAUAUGAACAAUGUAAUGAUGAAAAUGAUGCAGAAAUACUCAGGACCAAGUGUCUGGCUGUAGUUAAUCGCUCGAUAUUCAACUGCAUUGAUGAUGAAAGACUUGAAGUGUAGUGUGAAGUGCGUAUACUGCAGCUCGUAGUCCUUGUUACGUUGUGAUGCCAAUGACUGACAUGUCAUGUUCCUGUGCCAGGUACUAUAUUCUAUAAAUAAUUAUAUCACAAGAGAAAACACAUAGAUAAAAGAAGAAAAUAAUUAAUUAAUUAAGUAAAUAGCGUUUAUCAUUCAUUUAUUCAACGUCAUUGUGUCAAAAUAUCUAUCUUCUGUAUGUAAUUUGUUAUUUUUUUAAAAGUCUAUACAAUUGAUUAAUUAGCAUAAGAUCUCUUUAGUGCGAAGUCGUUAAUUUAAGGCUGUUUUUAGAAUAUCAAUCACCCCCUUUCUUACCAUCUCCCAUCCCCCUUCAACUUGACGAUAAUAGCUAUAUAAUUGGCAGAUGUCUUACCAAUGUUGUAAGUAUUUUUUUUUUUUUAAUUUCUCUCUGUCUCUCUCUCUCUCUCUGGGUUUUGUCAAAUUUACCCGUUUUGUUCACCAAAUCUAUCCGUGGAUCUCCGUAGCAUAAUAUUAUGGGCCAUACUUAGAUGAAUAUUGACAAUUUAUCUAACCAAUCGGUGAUUUUUUGUAUUAAUUCAGAACUUCUUUUCAUUCUAAUUCUUAAUAGAAUCAUCUGAUGAUACAGUAAUUAUUCCGCUUUUUGCUAGCUUUGCGAUACAAGGUCUCGGCUAUUUUCAAAUAAUACGAAACUUUCCUAAACGAAAAUUGUGAGAUUGUCUUGAAUUAUCAACAAAUGUACCUCUUUCGUUCGUAAUGUUUCGUUAUUUAAAGAUUUCAUCUGUAUUGAAGAUUUGGAAAGUCACUUCUGUAACGUUUCUUUUCUAUCUUUUAUUUUCUUUAAACUUUUUCUUUCCCUCAAGUGUCACUGACAUUGUACAAGGGUAAGAGGGAUUUUUUGUUUUUUAUCUUCAUCCGGCAGAGCAAUGAACAUUUCUCACAUACAGAGGUGUCAGGGAGAUAUUUUCUUUUUUACCGAAAGAUUGGAGAUACAAACAUUUCAUCUUGGGAUUCUCAAGGCCUUUACAUUCUUACACGAAAGAUAAUACAAGAAAUAUUUUAUGAUAUCAACGAUACACUCUACCAUAUUUUUUUGAUUUAAUUUCAAACGAGUUCGAAGAGGAAAAAAAAAUUUGUUUUCAACAAUUAUUAACGAAAUACAUUGUAAGAUGAUUUUAUGUUAUGAUGUUUAGAAUAUAUUUUAAACGUUCGAUUUAUUUGGUAUAGUACUUUAUUUGUAGAUUGUGUGGAGCUUGAAUGAAAGUUAUAAAAUUAUUACAUCAUUGUUACACGUACAAUCAUGUAAAAACGUUCAGUUCCAGAUUUUCAAUAACUUUAUACAUACGUUAGUAGUUUUUAAAUCUUAAAAUUUCAGUUCUAGGUCUUAUGCAAAUUUAUAUAUACAGUUACAUUAUAUAUCUCUGACACCUUGAUCCACAUCGUCCGUGAAAUAUUAUUCUGUUUCGUUCUUCUUGAUAGAAUUUUAAUGACAGUUUGUACAUUAUAAAUGUUAAAUUUGAAUUCUUUUAAGAGUGCAAUAAGUAAUUAUUAUUUACCUAUACAGUACUGAUAGAGCUCGUACGAAUUUCGACCAAUGAAAGGGUUGCUCCACCGAUCAUCUUCCGCCAAUCAUAUGACGCAUUCUUAUGUUUUUCAAUUUUACUCUUCUGAAGUACUAACAUCGAGAAAAUGUUUUUCUGUUGAUUGUAUGUCGACUAUUUAGACCAUUUCCUUCAUCUUGUUGAUUAAUCUUCUCCGUUUUAUUCUUCAUAACCAAAUCAUGGCCGUAUUUAUCAUUUGCUGCAUUUAUAUCCCUGGGUCUACAUAUGUACUACUGAAGAUGAAGUAUUGUACUUUUUCAUGUUUGUAGCUCAGGAAAAACCUUUCACAUUUGUUAAUUAUUAAUAAUCUUACAAUAAACAGUUUUCUCUUUGUAUUUCAAAUUUGUGUUACAAAGCAAAAACAUGUUCCAUACUUCAUUUCGCGAGCCUCUACUGUACUGUAGUAUAUGAAGGAAAAGAAAAGAAAACCCAAGGUUAAAUAUAUUUAAAAAAUAAUAGCCUCCUUUAAUAAAAAUUCGUUACGUAAUCAUUAAUCGUUGAUUUUUUUUUUUUUUGCACAGUUUUUGGUGCAACUUGAAUUUUUUCCCAUCACCGCGAAUGUGAAAAGAAUAAAAGGAGGGGAGCAAAAAGUGAACAGAAUGCAAUAGAGAUUUUACACAAUUGUUUGAGUGAAUAUCUAUGUUUAUACAAAUAGCUGCUUGUGUACAUACAUACAUGAUAUAUAUUUUAAGGUGCAUUUAUUGUCAAGAUGGGAAAGUGCAAUGGAGGAAUUAUUAAGUAAAAAAAAGAGGGACGAAAAACUUGUAUAUCACACUGUACACAAUAGAAAACGAUUCAUAGAUGUAUCUAAGCUAACGAACGAAACAAAAAAAAAAAUCGUGGAAAUUCUUGACUGAAUCCAAUGUUUGUAAUAAUGAUUAACAUGUAUACGUUGCUGCGAGACCACGUAAACAUCGAGAAUAAUAUUCUAAACGUGCCAUAAGAACAUCAUGCCAACAUUAUAUAUGAAUAAUAGAUAUUUUUACAAUAAUUAUUUUGAUCCAAUGGCAUCAUCUGUCGGCCGAUGCCGUAUGUAUUCUUGAGGUGUGCAAUUUUCUGAGCUUUUGUUACAAAAAUAAAAUAAUAAUAGCAAUAAAAAUAAGUAAAUCCUAACAAUA